Molecule: messenger RNA, 2559 nt
Organism: Cylindrotheca closterium
Lineage: Eukaryota; Bacillariophyta; Bacillariophyceae; Bacillariales; Bacillariaceae
Source: the annotation of a GenBank genome assembly
AUGAAGCUCUCUCUUGUUGUUCCGUUCUUGGCUGCCUUGAUUGGCAUUGCCAAUGCCGAAAGUGUUGGUACGAUUCGAGGAAACGAGGUAAGGGAUCCUGCUGAUGGUGAAAGGACCAGGAGCCACGAGCACCAUUCCAAACCUCGAGGAGACGUGCGUUCUUCUCACGAUCGCCAUGGCAGUGAAAGAGUCGGGACCAACGACAAACCAAGAGACCAGCAAGACGAAAUGAUUCGUACCUCUACGCAUGUAGAGGAUAGGAAUGGUGACAAGCCCAGGAGCUAUGAUCGUUUUGCGACCCCAAGAGGAGAAGCGCGUCUUGCAUUCGACGGACACGCUGUUCCCAUUGAGGGUAGUGAUUGGGAUAACCAAGCAACUGCAGCAGUUGAUAAAGGUCGAUACUUUCUCUUCCGUCCAGAACAUUGGAAAGCGGUCUUCGGCUCCUUGCCUGCCACAGGAGAAGCGACCAUAUAUGAAGUCGAACAACAACGAAACGGUGAAGUCGUGUGGCAAGGAUCAGUGAUGAUUUGGAUUUGGGACUCAACACGUCCUGAUAUUGGUCUUCCUGAUGGGUUUGAGGCUGGUAGACGCGAUCCUGUUUCUGCCAGUGGACAGUGGCAAACUGGUGAUUUCAUUCUUCCAGUUGAACCUGCGCCCAUCGACUUAGGCACCAAUUGCGAUGUCUUUUUUGAUGAUUUUGAUGCCUUGACGAGCAGGCCCAUUCCAUCCGAGGACAGCAGUGGCAAUGCCUUGCUCGAGAUUACAAAUCCAACGGACGCAAGUAAAAAGAUCAACCUAGUUGAUCUUCUGAACGACUACAUUGAAGGCCAGAACACUAUCCCUGUUCCUAAAGUGUUGAUGGGUGAUGAGAUUAAAAGUCUUGGUGCCAGUUGUGAGAAAAUUUCAUUCGUUGGCCACGACGAAAGGGUCCUUGCGCUUGGACUUGAAUAUAGUGCCCCAACUGGUACUACGUACUCAGUUUGUAUGGCCGUGAACCCCUGUGACCACAUUUAUGCCCUCAGUCAGUCAGGUGUAUUGAAACUCGUGAAGCCAGUCCCCCCCGCCAAACUAACUCUAGAGGCCGAUUCGAUUGGUUUUGCACUCAACAAGGGAUUGUCGCGAAAGACUUUGAAUAAGAUGUGGAGCGGUGACAGUGGAACGACUGCCAUUGAUUACAGAACAGUUGAUGGACACUUGGCUAUGACAGCAACUGGCACAGUGGAAAUUGAAGCUGGUCCCAAAGCCACUGUAGGACUCGUGUGCACAGCAUCAUUACUUGUGGAUCUCGAUCCUGCAAAUAAUGGCGUAUUACCGUUUGAUGAAGGUGUUGAUUUCGAGUUUCUCCUAUCAGCAGAAGCUACUCCCGUCAUUGAGUUGCGCACGAAUGACGAUACUGUUGCACUUGAUUUGAAUGGUCUCUUGACCAGCAUGAUAGACUUGUAUGUCAAGGUGUUACCAGCUGGCGCACAUGUCGAACUCGCCGCGUCCGUCGACAUGUCUCUUAAUGGUCUUUGCCUUGCAUCACCUCUCUUGUUGUUGUAUUGUGAGAUAUUCAAUGCCGAUGGCAGGCUCAAAGGGGAGGCGAGAUUCUUCGCAGACAACGAUGGAUUUGGGAUUAGGUUCGACGUGGAAGGUCACCUGACUCUUAUAGAUAUGGACGACACCAUCCUUGACUUCAUUGAAUGGCCCGACCUUCAUGCUCGUGUCGAUCUAAUGCUCAGUGUUGAAAUGACUAAAUACGGAAAGCUGGAGAUAUGCAUGCAGGAAAGUGACAAACGCGUCACUUGUUUGGACUACUGCAAGUCGGAUAGUCAGUGUGGCCCCAAUGAAUACUGCCACUGGUCGGGAACUUGCAUUGAGAAGCAUGGAGAUGGAUAUGUCAUAUGUACCGACAACAACCAGUGUGACAACUACUGUGUAGCAGGGAUGUGCAACGAGUGCCCCGUGACGGAUUCGUCCGAGGGCUGUAACUCUGACCAGUUUUGCGAAGGACUGACCCACACAUGUCAACCAAAAAGAGGCGACGGUGGUGCGUGUCUGAGCCAGAAUGUAUGCAAGGAUGGGCAUUGGUGCAUCGGCGGAUUUUGUCAGGAGUGUCGUGAGAUUGAUUCGACCAGGGAUUGCCCCUCUGGCCAGUUUUGUUCUGGACCGUUGUACAACUGCGUAGACCAACGAGGCGACGGUGGUGCUUGUUUGAGUCAGAGUGUAUGCAAGGAUGGACAUUGGUGCGUCCGCGGAUUUUGCCAGGAGUGCCGUGAGAUUGAUUCGACCACGGAUUGCCCCUCUGGCCAGUUCUGCAGAGGACCAGAUUAUAACUGCGAAAAUCAAAGAAGUGACGGUGGUGCUUGUUUGAGUAGCAGUGCCUGUAAGAAUUAUUGCGUCGCAGGCUUCUGCCAAGAGUGCAGUGGCCAAAGCCACUGUGGCUCUGGUAAGUUUUGCACAGGAUGGCCUUCCUAUAAUUGCAACAACAAGAAGAGCAAGGGAUCGUGGUGUGGUUCUGACAAAGAAUGCCAUAGUAACAACUGUGGUCUCACUUGGACCGGCGUUAAAUGCAAAUAA